AUGUUAGGCAGGUGUAGUUUCCUCAGCCUGGCUGUUCUGGCAACCAUCUCUUUGGUGGUUCCCAUCUCACACGGCAAAAAGAUCUUCUGCUACUACAGCAGCUUUGCGCAGACGCGUCAGGGGUUGGGCAACUUCCUGCCAGAAGACAUUGACCCCCAUCUAUGUACGCACAUCAUCUACGCCUUUGUGGACAUCACAGCUGACGGGCGUGACCUUCGACCUUUCAACCGAAAUGAUCAAGGAGCCAAAGCGGAGGACACCGGCAGAGACAAACUGUUGCUGACCAUCGCCACAGCCUCAGGCACGUACUACAUCAACCAGAGCUAUGAGCCCGAGAAGAUCAUCAACUACCUGGACUUCAUGCUGCUGAUGACGUACAACUACCACGGCCAGUGGGAGAAGAAGACUGGACACCACAGCGGCCUCUGGUCACACCCUAAUGACCCGCAGUGGGGGGAGAAGGCGCAGCUGUAUCAGAGUACGCUAUUCAAGAUGUCAAACGACUUUGUACGGUUCUAUCGUGGGAGGACGUUCAUUUCAAAGAUUCCAGCUCUUAAUCAACCUUACAGUGUUGAAAAUGGCGUUAACCAGUGCAAUACUAUAACUCCGUAA
This is a messenger RNA of Aplysia californica (California sea hare), 612 nucleotides long. Its product is annotated as chitotriosidase-1-like. Lineage: Eukaryota; Metazoa; Mollusca; Gastropoda; Aplysiida; Aplysiidae. Gene Ontology annotation, biological process: carbohydrate metabolic process. Gene Ontology annotation, molecular function: chitin binding. The transcript is spliced from 5 exons. Bases 1 to 612 code for a protein of 203 amino acids. The record is from RefSeq and is a predicted model, not a curated record.